AUGCUGCAAUCUUUUAAAAGGUUUUCAACUAAUGCGGGGAUUCGCUCAUCGAUAACAGAUCUGUCUGUGAAAAAACUAGGCACCGGUUCAGGUCCCUUUGUUGAAUUUCCGGAUAUCCAGCCUCUUCAUGAUUCGCUUCUGCUAAGACUUCCAAGUUUCAGUUCAGUGGUUGGUAGACUCAAUAAUAUCACAGUCAUUGAUGCUUCUAAUGAAUUAAAGAACGUCAAAUUAACGGACUUGUUGGCCGUGAAAAAACAACAACAGCUUAAUGGAUUCAUUACAUUAUCCACAGGGGACGAACCGGUCAAUGUUAUAUGCACGGCAUCCUCAAGGCUCAAUAAUGUUUCUGUUAUAGAAGUUGAUGACUACGAAAAAGGGUGGACUAUUACAGACCCAUUAAAUACCAUUGUUUGUUAUGCUGGAGAUAUAUCAGUGAAAGGAAAUCAGAUUAAAGGAAGGGGUCUCUUUGCCAUAAAUGGACAAUCACCAAGUUGGCAUAUUCAAUUAAAAGAUUCAGAUCAAAUCCUAGUGCCUGCAACAUCUAUUCUUGGGUAUAGCUCAACGGUAUCUGUUAUACCAACCAAAAUAAAGCAACAAUUUCAAUUCAAGAAAAUGUCGUGGAUUAAGACACCCAAUGCUCUUCAAACAUGGAUGGAGGAAAAUAUUAAAUCCAAAUACGAAUAUCUCAGACUUCUCAUCAACAAAUACUUCCAAAAAGAUAAACUUAUGGCAGAUAUUCGAGGACCCGGCCUUGUGAUUAUACAACAUCAAAAUUCCAGAUAUAACGAGAAUCCUCUAUUUACUGAUGAAUCAAUAAUAAAAGCUCUCGAGAAAUGA
Messenger RNA from Kluyveromyces marxianus DMKU3-1042, 837 nucleotides. RefSeq lists its product as uncharacterized. The transcript has a single exon. The record is from RefSeq and is a predicted model, not a curated record. The coding region runs from base 1 to 837 and encodes 278 amino acids. Lineage: Eukaryota; Fungi; Ascomycota; Saccharomycetes; Saccharomycetales; Saccharomycetaceae.